AUGUCACGUGUGAAGUUAACUAUACGAGUGCGACCGUUUACUGAGAAAGAAUUUAAAUCAGAGAAAAGCAGAACGCCUGUCGUUAAUGUUGUAGAUGAAAAUACGGUGACAAUAACUAAUAUAAAAGUUUUCGACACGAUUGGAAGGCAGGUGCUCGCAAGCAUAUCCAAUGGAAUUUCGGCCUGCGUUUUGGCGUAUGGUCAGAGUGCCACGGGGAAGACUUAUACCAUGAUGGGUACUGAGACCCAGCCGGGACUUAUACCAAGAUUGUGUUUGGCAUUGGGUGAACAACCUAUGGGUAUAACUGUCAGUUUUUUAGAAAUAUAUAACGAGCGUGUUCACGAUUUAUUGGCAUCUGAGGUACUCCCCUGUAAUUCCCUUCCUCGAAGGAAAGGUAACACUCGAAAGGAUUUAAGGGUCAGAGAGCAUCCUCAUAAGGGACCCUAUGUACAGAACCUGCGUCGAGUGCUGGUACACGACGUCGAGUCUCUAUUAAGCAUAGUUAACGAAGGUAAACGUAGACGACGCACAGCGGCCACUCGCAGGAACUGCAGCUCGUCCCGGUCUCAUGCGGUUUUGGAAUUAGCCACUCCUCUAGCUAUCUUGCAACUGGUUGAUUUGGCUGGCAGUGAAAAAGCUGGUCAAGAAGGGUAUGCAUGUAGUCGGCAAAAGGAAGGUGCGAAUAUAAAUAAAUCUUUGGUGGCACUCAGCAACGUUAUUUCUGCUUUAGUGAGUGGUGGUCCUGGAAGAUUUGUACCGUACAGAGAUUCAGCUCUAACUUGGCUCUUGAAAGAUUGCUUCACCGGUGGGGCCAACACGUUUGUUAUAGCAACUAUAUCUCCUAGUAUAGCAUAUUACGGUGAAUCUGCUUCAACCCUACGCUGGGCUGCUAGAACGAGACAAUUACCGCCAAAACGUACAAAUGGUGUGGUCAAUUUAACCACUAAGGCAGCUUUACAGGCUCAAUACAAUAAGUUAAUACAGGAGCUGACCAAACACUUUAUACGCUACGUACCAGAAACGGGGACACUUUCGUUUGAUGAAAAUCAUUGGAAGUUAACUUUACCUGAUGCAGAACAAGUAGCAAAAAUAGGGAACAUCAUGAACUUUACACGGCCAAAAAACGAGGAACACGCUAACUUACCUACAGCUGCGGUACCGGAUGACACCCCUGUGGAAAAUAAAAAAGAAUUUGUUGAAGAAAUAAAUAAGGAAAUUGAUAAAAUGUUUGCGCCGAGCUUCGAAAGGGCGCGAAGUGGUAGCGAUUUUGAAAUUGUUGCGCCAAUCAGGCACAAAAAAAGGCAGUAUAGAUCACAAGAAGUUCUUUCCACCAAUAAAUCACUACAGCAAUCAACACCACAGCAUAAUUUAUCAGAAAUUAGUUCUAGUGUUAGUGAGGAGAGGCUGGAUGAUAUAAAUAGCCUAAAAGCUAAGACCAUUAUGCCAACAUCUAUUUUAUACGAUAAUAAUCAAAGAGCGGAAAUCGUUGCUUCAGUAACAGAGAGGUUAUAUUCAAAACUAAAAAAGAGUGAAGAAGUUGCCGGGAAGCUGGACUCUAUCGUUGAUAAAAAAGUAGUUCAGCCAUUAAAUGAAUUAAAAAUUUGCACAAAUGCCCGACAACGUCUAGUGGAAAUAAGCCAAAGAGCUCUAAGGAACAAACGAAAAAUUGGUAUUCCAGCAUAUACACAAACAAAAAAGUCUAUUGUGCGAGUAAAAGAUCAAGAGAUUGAUGUACAAAAUGAAUUGCUACCUUACGGAUGCAACAAAAAUAAUUCUUAUGUGUUUCAACGAGACGUUGGAACUGAGACAAUUUCAAUAACUCCUCGAUAUAAAGAAGUGAGUGUUGGAUCAGAUCAUGGAAAUUUGCAAUUCAGACACAGUUCAACCAUGACUGAUAAUAGGAAAAUCUUUAAAACAUCAAGUUCAAUGACUAUAGACGUUAUUCAAAAUGAUCGAUGUACACAAACAUGUAUAUUGCCACCUCCAAGGAGGAAAAGACGGCCAAACUUGCUAUCCAAGUACAUUAAAAGUAUUGAAAAUAGGAAAACGAAUUCCACAAAUACGGCUCCCAUUAUUAAUAUCAAUAUAUCUCCAAUGUAUGACGAGGACUCAGAUUCACAAAAUUCUGAUUCAAAAACAACAGAGAAUGAAGUUGAACAGGAACCGCCUUUGGAGUCGAAAAUGUUACCUCCGGACUUAUUAACUAAUCACAGAAAUGUUAUUUCAAUGCCAACAAUAGAAAUACAUAAUGUUGACGAAAUUGAAAACAAACAUAUUGACACUGAUGAAGAAAGCGUAUUAAGCCAUAAAGUAAUUGACAAACCAAACAAUCAUUUGGAUGAUUUUUCUAACGAUGAUGAUAUAAUGCUGCCGAAAACAAGUGUCGGUGUAGAUGAUACAAGAGCAGCUGGUUAUUCUCAUAUAAAAGAUAUGAUAUUAGGACGAAAUACAGACUUGUACCCUUAUAACGUAGCCAUUUCACCAUUACGGGAAAGGAAUGAAAGUAUACGAAGUAUAAGAUUUUUAGAUAAAAAUCCAGACACCGAUAAAGAAGAUUUUAUAUCUAUAGAAAAUUCAAGCUUUUGUUUUGAACGCGUCAAAUCAAAGUUUUUUAAAGAAAUCGAUACUUACUCAUCCGAUUCAACUGUUUCUAAUUUAACUGACUCAGAUUUGAGGGGCAAAAGCAAUGUUUUUUCAAAGGCUAAAAAAACAAAUUCUGGAUUGUUUUCCAGUUUAUCUCAUAAUGAAAAUGUAAGCACGGAUAAAAUAAAAAACACAUAUGAAGCAACGAAAGGUAAGCUUUAUAACGAAUACUUGGGAUUGCAUGGAAAAGAAAUUAACGAUAAGAUUUGUUCAAACUUUUCAUUAGAUUUAAUAUCUGAACCGAAAAAUGGGCUUAACUUAAAGAAUAUUCAUAGAAAACGUGAAAUAUUAACAAAAGGAAAUAGUGGCGAAAAAGAUUAUGACUUUGAGAACGUGCAUAAUGAAAUAAAAAAUUCAUGCAAGAGACUUGAGUUCGCCGUAAAUAAUUAUGAAACCUACUUGGAUACUCAUAAGAGGGAUAAUACACACGCUAAAUAUAAUAUUAAGUCACCUACAAAAUAUUUACAACACUUAAUAGAAAUUCGAAAAGGUUUAGUAAAGGAAGAAAAACUGGGUUCGAGUAGUACUGAUGACAUUUGACAGAAUUAGUGGACCAAAGUAAUUCUUAUAUUACGCAAUCUUUAUGAGUUUAUAGAGGGUAAUUUCUGUAUCUACUGAAGUAAUUUUUAUUUUGAUUAUCAUAGGAAAGUAAUAGUAUAGGUGAUAGGUAGUAAUAGGUCAAUCCCGGGUCAACCUGGACAAACAAAUAAGUUAAUGACGAUAUUACAAAAGAAUUAAAAGAAAUUAAAACUGCGCUCACAGGGGCGGGGAAGUCAAGCCGCUCGUAUUGAAAACAUUCAUUAUGUUUUGUCUUGUUCUAUAUGUUGUCAACAAAAUCACAAAUAGAUGGAAUAUUAUUAAUUGCUUGCAAUUUGCAGGCCUCUUUGAUCUGUUCUGUGGAAGAGUUCCUUCUUCUUACCUGCUAUUAAAUAAAUAAUAUGAUAAGAUUCUGCCUAUAAAUUACAACAAAUAAUCUGUAGUAUAUACCUACUGUUUAAUAAUCGAUUUAUCGACAUCCUUCUAGGCAAUUACUACCGUUGUUCGUAUUAUGCAAAUGACCAAUUUUAAAAUUGGUGCAUAUUCGACUAGCAUAGUAAGGAUCAUAAUUUAUUCUUAACUGUAUUAUUGGAUUUGUUAUACAAUUCAACAUAAUACUUAUUCAAUGUUAUUUAUUUGAAACAAAGUAACGUCAUGUGUACUUGACACACACCACAGGUUUGACCCCAGAUUUGAGUGAAAUGUAAAAUACGUAUAAUUUGAUAAAUGUAAGACGUAUCGGCGUAGUAAAAUUUUAGAUUUAGGGAAUUUGAGAACCCCAAUAAGUAUAAGAAAAGAUAUAAA
Messenger RNA from Zerene cesonia (dogface butterfly), 3984 nucleotides. RefSeq names its product kinesin-related protein 4-like. Lineage: Eukaryota; Metazoa; Arthropoda; Insecta; Lepidoptera; Pieridae. Gene Ontology annotation, biological process: microtubule-based movement. The coding region runs from base 1 to 3183 and encodes 1060 amino acids. Gene Ontology annotation, molecular function: ATP binding; plus-end-directed microtubule motor activity; ATP hydrolysis activity. The record is from RefSeq and is a predicted model, not a curated record. Gene Ontology annotation, cellular component: microtubule; kinesin complex. The transcript is spliced from 9 exons.